This is a messenger RNA of Phodopus roborovskii (desert hamster), 4699 nucleotides long. It is a transcript of the gene Osmr, whose product is annotated as oncostatin M receptor. Gene Ontology annotation, cellular component: external side of plasma membrane; membrane; signaling receptor complex. Gene Ontology annotation, biological process: positive regulation of cell population proliferation; cytokine-mediated signaling pathway. NCBI's taxonomy places the organism in Eukaryota, Metazoa, Chordata, Mammalia, Rodentia, Cricetidae. Gene Ontology annotation, molecular function: oncostatin-M receptor activity; leukemia inhibitory factor receptor activity; ciliary neurotrophic factor receptor binding. The transcript is spliced from 17 exons. The coding region runs from base 10 to 2916 and encodes 968 amino acids. The record is from RefSeq and is a predicted model, not a curated record.
AUCAGACCAAUGUCUUUCUCUGUGGUCCUUCAUCCAGCCUUCCUCUUGGUAGUGCUGUCCCUGAAAACAUCCCUAAGUGAAGUCUUGGGUGAGACUUUCCAGUUGACUCCUGAGAUACUUACUGUUUCUGUUCAGUCUAAACUUCAGCAAGUGAAUUUACAGUGGACUGUUCCAAACCUUACUCAUCAAGAAUUAAAAAUGGUAUUUCAAAUAGAGAUCAGUAGAAUUAAUACAUCUAACAUCAUCUGGGUGGAGAAUUACAGCACUACUGUGAAGUGGAACCAAGUUCUGCAUUGGAACUGGAAGUCUGAGAUCCCUUUGGAAUGUGUAACACAUUUCAUAAGAAUCAGGGCUAUGGAAGCCGAUGGCAAGUCUUGGAGCAACUGGAGUUCCUGGAAAGAAGUUAGUGUACAAGUUUCAAUUGCACCAAAUAUGUUAUUAAUAUUUCCUGAAAAUAAGCUAUUGGAAGAAGGCUCCAAUGUCACCAUGUGUUUACUGCAUGGACAGUAUCUGUAUAAUGUAUCCUGUAUGUUGCAAGAAGAGCCAAUCCUUGGAGAACAGCUUGAUUCACGAGUGUCACUAAUAAAGUUGAAUAACGUUGUUUUCCUUAGCGACUCAGGGACAAACAUCUAUUGUCAAGCUAUGAAUGCCACCAAAAAACUAUUUGGUACUGUCCUCUUUGUCUCAAAAGUGCUUGAGGAGCCCAAGAAUUUUUCCUGUGAAACCCAAGACUUUAAGACUUUGAAAUGUUCCUGGGAACCCGGGGUAGACACUGCUUUGGCCUGGUCUCAACAAGAUCCUCAAAGCUACACUUUAUAUGAAUCGUUCUCUGGGAGACGUGAGGUUUCUGACCAUAGAAAUUCACAUAACUGGAAAAUAACUGAAGAUUCACAGGAAACAUAUAACUUCACACUCACAACUGAAAACAAGCUAAGGAAAAGAAGUGUCAACAUCAUUUUUAACCUGACCCACAGAGUUCAUCAAAAAGCUCCCCAUGAUGUCACCCUGGAAACUAUAGAUGCUACAAAAGCCAACAUGACCUGGAAGGUGUACUCCCGUGGAGACAACUACUUACUUUUGUGUCAGGUUGAACUCCAACAUGAAAGAGAAGUGAUACAUGAGCACAAGGUUUCCGUCCACAUGAGUGCAAGCUACCUCUUCAGUGAUCUGGAGCCGGACACAGAGUACAAGGCUCGUGUGCGCUGUGCAGAUGCCAACCACUUCUGGAAAUGGAGUGACUGGGCUCAAAAGGAGUUCAGCACACCUGAGGCUGCUCCAUCACAGGCUCUUGAUGUAUGGAGACAAGUGCGGUCAGAGAAUGGAAGUCAUGUUGUGACCUUAUUCUGGAAGCCACUAUUAAAAUCACAGGCCAAUGGCAAAAUCAUAUCCUAUAAUAUAGUUGUAGAAAACCAAGACCAACCAUCUGAGUCAGAACACUACUCUGUCCGGGCACCAACCCUUGGCACACAACUGAUCCUUGACCAGAGUUCUUACAAGAUUCACAUCACAGCUAACAACAGCGUGGGUAUGUCGCCUGAGUCAGUGAUGGCCCUUUCUAAUGAUUCCGGACAUGAAGAGGUCCAUGAAAAAAGAAUUAAAGGUACAAAGGAUGGAUUCCAUAUUUCUUGGGAGCCCUUCUCUGAAGAUGCUUUAGGCUAUGUUGUGGAUUGGUGUGCACAUUCCCGGGACCAACACUGUGAUUUGCAAUGGAAGAACCUAGGUCCCAAUAUCACAAGCACCAACAUCAGCUCAGAUGCUUUUAAACCAGGGGUCCGGUACACCUUCAGAAUUUUUGAAAAAUCUACGCAACAGAAUGCUCAGUUACUAGAGAAACAAACAGGAUAUACUCAGGAACUUGCUCCUCUGGAGAACCCGAAAGUGACCAUUAGUAACUUUACCUCCAACUCCUUCAUCUUGAGCUGGCCAACUUAUGACAGCAACUUCCAGUCUGCUUUUAUAGAAGGGUACCGUGUGUACCUGAAAUCGAAGGAGAUGCAGUGCCACCCAAAAGGGAAGAGGACGAUUCUCCCAGAUAAUUCAGUGCUCUGUGAAUAUGAAAUCAGAGACCCUGAUGAAAAGGCAUUCACUGUGGAAAACCUUCUGCCAGAAUCCCUUUAUGAGUUUCUCGUCACUCCGUAUACCAGUGCUGGCCAAGGCCCCAAUGAAACAUUCACAAAGGUCACGACUCCGGAUGAGAAUUCCCACAUGCUGCUGAAGAUCAUAUUACCCAUGACUCUCUUCAUCUUGCUCAUCAUCAUUGUGUGCUACUGGAAAAGCCAGUGGGUGAAGGAGAAGUGUUAUCCUGAUAUUCCAAAUCCAUAUAAGAGCAGCAUCCUGUCACUGAUAAAAUCCAAGAAGAACCCCCACUUAAUAAUGAAUGUCAAAGACUGCAUUCCAGAUGUCCUUGAAGUUAUAAACAAGGUAGAAGGCCCCAAGACACAGUGCAUAGUCUCUGGGAAACCACACGCUGAAGAUGUAUCCAUUAAGCCUCCCUCCUCAGUGCCAACAGAAGACGGCCUCUCUGGCCCUGUGCCCUUCAUCUUCUUCGAGAAUUUUACUUAUGAUCAGUCAGCUUUUGAUUCUGGUUCCCAUGGCCUCGUUCCAGGACCCCUAAAAGACACUCCAUGUCAACUUGGACUAUUGACCCCACCUGACAAGUUACUAAAUGUUCUAGAAAAAGAUUACAUGAAGUCCCUGGCGGAAAGCCCAACUGAAGAAACUAGCUUGAUUUAUGUGUCUCAGCUGGCUUCACAUAUGUGUGGAGACAAGGACAGUCUUGCCACAAAUCCACCCAUGCCAGUGCACUGUUCAGAGUAUAAAAUGCAAAUGGCAGUUCCGGGGACAUUCCCACCACUUGCUCUGAGUGAGAAUAGCAGCCUGACCUCAACGAUAUUUUUAGGUCAAGGUGAACAGUAAGAUUAACUACUACCAACCCAGUUCAUACACUACAAGCACUUUUGGGGAUGUGGCUGGGUACCAUGCCAACACUAUGUGCCCUGGGCCUUGACUCCAGGAGCACCUACUAUCUGCAGCACUAAUUUAUAAAAGAUCAUUACAGGUUGACAAACUAAAGACCAGAGCUAUACAACUUGGCAUUUGCCCUGAAGGCUUCCUUAGAAAUGGCACAUGCUGACCUUGUUAUUUGCUCCAGGCUCUCCCUAACACAGUAAGCCUGACCCUGACAUAGGAUACUCAUCAGCAAUUUCACAGACCCUGUCUACUCGGGAUUGCACAAAGUGGCUGUGGUCCUAGAAUUACGGUUUGCCGUGAGAGAACUUCAUGUAAACUUGACCUAAUGUUUACUAUUUUAAGGAUAAAGCAGCUGGAUCAAAUAUUUUUGAUUAAUGCCACAAGAGAUUUAUUAGUGCUAUUGUGCAGACUUAUCACAUUUAAUGGAAAGGUUACAAGCUAGAUUUUGGCCUUACCUUGGAGUGAGAAUUUGUAGUUACCGAUAAAGUAAAGGAACUCUAUUGGUGCCUACACUGAACCUAAUAGGUAGGGCGUAUGAAUGGGACAGAAAGAGUCUUCACAGGUCUCCUGCCAUCCAAUUUACUGUGGUAACAGGAUCGCAAAGAGCUCACGACUUAGUGUGCAGAUGACAGCAGCCUGUUCAGUAGAUUACAGUCUUCCUCCUUAAUUUCUGACUACCUCAGAAUAGAAAAAAAAAAAAAAAAAAGGACAUUUCAUUGAGAGAUUCCUUUCGCAUUUAAUGUCCCUGCCCCAAAGCUGUAUCUAAACGAACUAUUUCCACACAUUGUCUGAUUCAAGAGAAUUCUGCCUCAUUUACAUUCCUGACAUACUAUGUAGCUGCAAUAUGGGUAUAAUACAGCUCUAACCUUAAAAUGUUCUAUGGAGUUAAAAGUUAGUUCAGUAUUGGCCCCAAGGCAGCAUGUCUUCUCAGACAAUACACUUGUCCUACCUGUAACUUUCUACAUCAAGAUCCAGUCGAUUCCAGGAAGACAAUAUUUAAAAAAAAAUGUCUGUACCAAACUCAUAUAGAUUUUUACUUGUUAUUCCUUAGAUGCAGUAUUAACAAUUUCUAUAGCACUUACAUUUGUCAGGCAUUAGUGCAUGGCACACAAAAAUACCCACUAUACACAACCAUUAUUUUUAGAUAAGGCCUGGACUUCUAUGGGGCUUGAUAACAGCCUAGCUCCUGUAAACAAUCUCAGGAAGGUGUUACAUACAAUAGCUGGACAGACAGGUAGGUGUUCAAUAUAUUAUCUUCUUCUUGAUGUUUGUCACAUUGUAAAAUAAGAUAAAGAGAGGUUCCUUUUACCUUGUUCACUGUGAAUAUGGUGGGAAGGAUGAUUGUGCACACGCAUGGCCAUUACCAACACUGCAGCAAUAUCCAUAUGGCCUGUGCCCUCAGAAAAUAGCUGACACCAACCAUACAUGCUAUGUUAAAGCUGCACAGUCUUUUCUUGCCUAUAACUAAGCCUUUUGUUAGAGAAAAUGGUUCUGACCUAACCUAGUGCCAGACAGUAUCAUGAACAGUCUAGUUGGGAGGCAACUUUGGUCAGUCCUGCCAAUACUGUGUCUAUGUUUUUCUAUCACAGUAUUUCUCACUGGAAACUUGUACCCAGAAAUGGUAAUGACAAUGAUUUGUAAGUACAUUCUUUCAUUUCAAUUUUGUUUAAAAAAUAAUCCAUGAAACAAAAAAGUUAUUUUUGCUGUUUGGAUAAAGUCCAAAUUAAAA